AUGAAAAUAGCGCCAGAAACUAUAAUCACAACUUUGGAUAGCCUGAGCGAUUAUGUUAAUCGACUGAACACCAGCAAGUACAUUAAGAGAUCUGAUUAUAAGGUAAUCACGACUUUGGAUAGCCUGAGCGAUCAUGUUAAUCGACUGAACAUCAGCGAGUUCAAUAAAAUAUCUGAUUAUAAGGUUAUGGCUUUGGGCAGGAAGUUCAAGCUGAUUAAGGAACUCACUAUCGGCGACAAAAAGGGAGUACUGAAGCUCCGUCUCCUCCACUCAUGGCAUUCGACAAAUCCAGCCAAUCCUGGCUAUGUGUACGACUACAGUACCCUAUGGGUUGACGAGACGGGCAUGUUGAUCCAUGGCCUUAGCGAUCGUACUUUUGCUGGCCAUUCGGAGUCCAAGCUCACUGUUGGAUCCGUAUAUGAUUUUAUUUCAGACCGCUUCGAGUUCUGCGACUUUGAGUCUUUGCGAGAACGUGUAGGAACUAAGACACUAUUGACAGAUGACAUGGACUCGGAUAGUGAGCAGUUCAGGAACCAGGAUAUAUAA
Messenger RNA from Linum tenue, 546 nucleotides. The record is from the annotation of a GenBank genome assembly. NCBI's taxonomy places the organism in Eukaryota, Viridiplantae, Streptophyta, Magnoliopsida, Malpighiales, Linaceae.